AGAGGGAGAAAAGGGUACACUGCGGAUGCAAAGGAGGGGGGGUGUGUGGGCGUGCUUGUGUGCGUGUUUACAUUUAAAAGGGUGGGUUGGAUUAGUCUGUGUGGCCUUUUCUUUUUAAAAAGUCCAUCACGCUUCUCUCAUCUUCUCUUCAUCGUCUUCUUCUCCUUCUUCAACCUCGCUCUCUGUCUUUCUGCCUCUCUCUCUCUGUGUGAUGGAGCUGGCUCUGAGUUUGGGGGACGCGUCGAAGUCGUUCUCGUUCCUCGACAAAGCCCCGAAGAUGGCCGAGGCCAAGGACGGUAGCAACGGGGAGCUUGGGUUCUGCAUGGGGUUGGGGAUAAGUGGAAGGUCGUCGAGAGGCGGCGGCGGCGACGACGACGACGACGACGGUGAUGGUGACAGGAGAGAGAGUCCGGCGACGGAUCGCCGCCGCCACCACCAACAACAUCAUCCUCCUUCUACUCUUCUUCAGCUCCAUCUCUUGCCUUUCUCUGCGACCAAUCCCAGGAACAACCACCACAACCACAAGCCCUCCACCUCUCAGUUUCGCCUUCCGUGGCUCACCGAUCACUUGGGCUCCGAGCCGGAAUCGUCGGGCGGGGCCGGCAAGGGCCUGGACGUGAACCGGUUCCCGGCGGCGGAGGAGGCGGAGCAGUCGUCGCCGAACAGCGCGCUGUCGUCGUUCCAGAUGGACUUCGGCAUCAGAAGCGGAGGAGCAGGAUUCAGAAGCGGCGGCGGCAACAAGAGGGUCGACAUGGAAGGAGACAUCGAGAGGGACUGUUCGAGAGGCAGCGACGACGACGACAACGGCCUCACCCGGAAGAAGCUCAGGCUCUCCAAGGAACAGUCGGCUUUCCUCGAGGAGAGCUUCAAGGAACACAACACCCUCAAUCCCAAGCAGAAGCUAGCUUUGGCAAAACAGUUGAAUCUCCGUCCUCGCCAAGUUGAGGUGUGGUUCCAGAACAGAAGAGCCAGGACGAAGUUGAAGCAGACGGAGAUAGACUGCGAGUACUUGAAGAGGUGCUGCGAGACGCUGACGGAGGAGAACCGGCGGCUCCAGAAGGAGCUCCAGGAGCUCCGGGCCCUCAAGACCUCCCAGCCCUUCUACAUGCAGCUCCCGGCCACCACCCUCACCAUGUGCCCCUCCUGUGAGCGCGUCGCCACCACCACCACCGCGCCCGCCUCCUCCCCCGCCGCCGCCGCCGCCCCACCCAUCGCCAAGCCGAAACCCAGAGCUUACCCGUUCCCCCACGCCCCCCAGCUCCACCACAUCCCCCAGGCCCAACCCCAGGCCCACCAGGCCACCUCUUGAUCAUGACCGCCGGCGAGGCGACGGCGGCGCACGCGCCUCCCACCGCCGAUGACUCCGUGUACAUACCUUGGCUUGGUUCGUUAAUUUAAUGUGGGCGGUUUUAUUUUGGGCUUUUUUUAAUAUUUAAUUCCUCUUAAAUUUGGUUGGGGUUCUGUUUCUCCUGGGUUGUCCCUACUGGUUUUUUUUUGGUAGAGGGAAAGCUUGGUGGUGCUGUGUUGGGGAAGAGUCAGAGGUCACGACCUUGUCCAAAAAAUGGCUAAUGGGAAGAGAUUUUAGGUCAAAAGAGAUGGUUGGUCAGUUAAGGAAAUUACAACAUUUUUUUUGUUCUUAUUUCUUGAUACAUAUAUAUCUUUUUUUCCUCGGAAA
Syzygium oleosum is the source of this 1675-nucleotide messenger RNA. Its product is annotated as homeobox-leucine zipper protein HOX11-like. Gene Ontology annotation, biological process: regulation of DNA-templated transcription. Gene Ontology annotation, molecular function: DNA-binding transcription factor activity, RNA polymerase II-specific; sequence-specific DNA binding. Gene Ontology annotation, cellular component: nucleus. NCBI's taxonomy places the organism in Eukaryota, Viridiplantae, Streptophyta, Magnoliopsida, Myrtales, Myrtaceae. Bases 212 to 1309 code for a protein of 365 amino acids. The record is from RefSeq and is a predicted model, not a curated record. The transcript is spliced from 4 exons.